AUGACGACUGGAGGAGGAAGACAUGGUGCGGAAGAGGACCCGGAUUUCGAUUUCGACUUGGAGCGGAGCAGCGGCGUGGUGGAGGUAAGUAUGGCUGUGGAAGACCCGGAUUUCGAUUUGGAGAGGGCUGUCUGCAGCCACGGGCUGUUCAUGAUGGCGCCCAAUCGAUGGGAUCCCACCACCCGCACCUUCCAGCGACCCCUCCGCCUGCGCUGCUCGUCCUCUUCGUCCUCCCCCCUUUUCGUCGUCGUCCGCAUCUCCCACCCGUUCCCCAGGCCUUCUCUCCUCCGCAUCUUCGUCUUCGGAGCGGACGCUCUCUCCCUUCCCCAUCAACAGUCCUUGCUGGUACAGUCCCACCUCUCUCUCUCUACUCUCUCUAGAAGCACGGGCCUGAUUUUUCCGGUUAUUACAGGCUCAGGUCAGGCGGAUGCUUCGGAUCAGCGAAGCGGACGAUCGGGCAGUGAGGGAGUUCCACAAGGUUCACCGUGUCGCCAAGGAGAGGGGCUUCGGGCGGGUUUUCCGAUCACCCUCGCUGUUUGAAGACAUGGUCAAGUGCAUCCUUCUCUGCAACUGCCAGUGAGUGACUACUCCUCUGCCAACCAACCUCAUUCACCACCUACCCCCUCAAAUGAAAUAAUGAUUAAUUAUGGAAAAAUGAAGCGUUUCUGCGCCCAUUUCAGCACUAGCUUCGCUUGAAUCCUAUCGUUUGCAUUGUUUGAUUGAGUUCUUCAUUUCCUCGCAGCAAUCUGCGUGCCUUGCUUAGAGAUGCAUGAAUUCUUGUCGCCAUGCUCUUUUUAUGCAAUUAGUCUAGAAGAACUUCGACCGCCAUGGCUGACUAUUCUGAUCCAGGUGGUCAAGGACUUUGUCGAUGGCCAGAGCGCUAUGUGAACUUCAAUCAGAGUUAAAAGAUGGCUCAGUCGUCAAGAAUCUUCAGCCGAGGACCCCUCAGAAGAAAGAACUCAAAAGAAAGAACUCUCGUCAGGAAAAAAGCAAGCUCAGGUUAAGUUUUGUGGGGGAAGAAGCUGAAGCAUCAUCAACAUGUGGAACUUCAGGGAACUCUGGUGACGACCUUCAUCAAUAUCCAAAACGGCAGAGGUUUGACUCAAGCAUCAAUCACAAACCUCGUCAACUCCUGGGGAUAACUGAUGCAGAAGAGAUUCUCUCUCCUCUCCUCUUACCUGAGAUUGGAGAUUUUCCUAGCCCCGAAGAACUGGCGGGUCUUGAUGAAAAUUUCCUGGCAAGACGCUGUGCUCUUGGGUACCGAGCAAAGCGCAUACGAUCACUUGCUCGAGCCGUAGUGGAGAAGAAGAUCCAACUAGACGAACUUGAAGAAACAUGUGACGUAUCGGAUCCAUCAAGCUAUGAGCAACUGAAUGAAAAAUUAUCUUGUUUAGAUGGGUUUGGUCCUUUCACAUGUGCCAAUGUCCUCAUGUGCAUGGGAUUUUAUCAUAAGAUCCCAUCAGACUCUGAGACUAUUAGGCACUUGAGGCAGGUGGGUGGCCCUUUUUUCUUCCAUUUUCUUGACACUCUUCUCCAAAAUUGUAUCCUGAUGCUUCAUGGAAUUUUUCGAAUGCUCCAUGCAGUUCCAUUCACAGAGCUGUGCCACCAUUAGAAUGGUUGACAAGCAUGUUGAUGAUAUAUAUGGAGAGUUUGCUCCCUUCCAAUUUUUGGCUUACUGGUAUGAAUCAUUCCUUCCCAGAGUUUCUCUCUACUAGUCAUCUUAACUUCACUUUUUUGGGUAUAAUUGUUGUAUAUUUAUUCUCUCUUUCUUUUGUUUUUAACCAGGUCUGAGCUGUGGAAUUUUUAUGAGCAAAUGUUUGGAAAGACAAGCGAAAUGGCCCAAUCUGACUAUCAACUCAUCACGGCAAGCAAUAUGAAGGACCAGAGGAUGAUCAAAAGGCAGGGUUGA
Messenger RNA from Spirodela intermedia, 1909 nucleotides. The record is from the annotation of a GenBank genome assembly. Lineage: Eukaryota; Viridiplantae; Streptophyta; Magnoliopsida; Alismatales; Araceae.